Messenger RNA from Geodia barretti, 1392 nucleotides. Lineage: Eukaryota; Metazoa; Porifera; Demospongiae; Tetractinellida; Geodiidae. The record is from the annotation of a GenBank genome assembly.
UUGGAGCCGUUCAUCGUACCAUCUGGGGACCGGGACACCUUCCAGCUGGUGUCCCCCAAGGUGCGGGUAGACCUGGCUCGCGGCGAAGGUGACCGCAGGAUCGUGGAUGAAGCGGAAUUACUGGAACGUUACGGUGGCCUGACAGCGGCUCAGCAACCUGAUUCCAAGGCAUUGGUGGGCGACAAAUCGGACAACAUACCCGGAGUGCCCGGAGUAGGUGAGAAAACGGCGAUAACGUUGUUGAGCAACUAUGACCGGCUUGAGGGCAUUUACGAGCAUAUCGACGACAUUUCGCAAAAACGGGUUCACAACAAUCUGUCGGAAAACCGGGAAGCCGCGUUUGAAUACCGUUUCCUGACGACUAUCGACCGGGCAGCCCCCGUUGAGCUCGAUCUGGAGGGAUCCAGCGAGCUGGACGCUCUGAUCGACGAAAUUCGCGUCGCCGGCGCCUUCGCGUUUGAUACUGAAUCGAGCAGCACUGAUCCGAUGAACGCCGACUUGGCCGGGUUGAGUUUCGCGGUUCCCAGCGGGGUGGCAUGGUACGUGCCAGUCGGGCACGCAUCGGGUGAUCAACUACCGAUGGAGGAAGUACUGGUCGCCGUACGUCCCCUGUUCGUUGAGGAUGGACUCCAACGGUGUGCCCACAACGCCAAUUACGAUCUUACGCUGCUGAGCAACUACGGUAUCGAACCCUACGGCGUGGUGGAUCACGACACGAUGAUCGCGGCGCAUUUGCUGGCCAAGAACCGGUUGGGACUCAAACCCCUGGCGCUGGAGAUACUUGGGCGGGAGAUGACCAACAUAACGGAAAUCAUCGGGAAAGGCGCGCGCCAGAAAACCUUUAACGAAGUUGACAUCACGGUUGGCGCUCCGUACGCCGCUGCUGACGCGGACUGCACGCUCAGGUUGAGGCAGCAUCUGGAACCGCCGCUGGAAUCGUUGGGUAUCCAGGGGUUGAUGUCGGAAGUGGAACUGCCCAUAGUGCCGGUCCUGGUUGACAUGCAGCGGGCGGGGGUGAAGCUCGACGCCGGUAUUUUGCACGAGAUGUCGCGCGAUUUGAACGAACAGAUGGAACAGCUCCAGACCAGUUUGUUCCAGGACAUCGGCCAUGCCGUAAACAUCAACUCGCCAAAGCAACUGAGCGAUUUGCUGUUUUCCGAGUUGGGAUUGCCCAAGACCAGACGAACGAAAUUGGGUUAUUCCACGGAUGCCAACGCGUUGGAGUCCCUGAAAGGAAUGCACCCGGUGGUUGACCGCAUUCUGGAGUACCGACAGGUUUCCAAGCUGAAAUCGACCUACGCCGACGCCUUGCCGGAGAUGGUGAACCCGCGCGCAGACGGGUCGGAUUCACAACCUCAUAUCAUCAGACCGGAUCGGCGACUGGCCGAAUAA